This is a messenger RNA of Arachis duranensis, 2986 nucleotides long. Its product is annotated as large ribosomal RNA subunit accumulation protein YCED homolog 1, chloroplastic. The transcript has 2 exons. Bases 1868 to 2833 code for a protein of 321 amino acids. The record is from RefSeq and is a predicted model, not a curated record. Lineage: Eukaryota; Viridiplantae; Streptophyta; Magnoliopsida; Fabales; Fabaceae.
AAAAUGCCAACAAGGGAGAGAGAAAGAAAAUGUGUGGGGACACAAAGUCCAACCGAAAAUUGAGUGAUAAAAGUAAAACCCACCUGGUCAGUCACCCCUAUCUGAAGCCCAAAACCCUAACUUCCUCCUCAACGGUUCUGCCGCAGUGCCGCCGCCUUCCGUGGCUUUCUCCUUCCCCCUUUCCGAACCCAAGCCCUCUCUUGUUGGCUGUAGCUCGGCAGGUCGUCCCCAGCGUCCCUGACUUCUCUGUUCGAAGCUUGGAGCAGCUCGCCGUCGUGUCGCCACUCGCCGUCCGUCUCUCCGUCGAAGGUUAGUGGCACUGCUUUCAUGGUACUUGCUUGCAACCAACUCCUAUAUAUGUAUUGUGCAAUAGGCAUUCUCUUUGGUACAUUGUUUUAUUUGUGAUAUAUAUAUGCUUUGGAUUUGUUUUUUAGGCGGAUUCCUAUACAUCCAAAAGGGAAUAAAGUAAACUGCUUGUCAAUCUAUUUGUCUUUUGGUGAUAAUGCUAAUUUUCCUGCUGGUUGGAGCAAAAUUUGUGAAUCGAUUAAUGGAAAGGAAAUCAUUAUUCAAAUUUUGGGCUGCUACUCAUUGAUUUUGUGCUGCUGCUGUGUUUUUAAUUUCUGAAAGUUUUGUUGAAAUCUGGUUGCUGCUAAACAUGGAAAUCUAAUAAUUAAUGAAAAUUUUGUGCUUCUGCUCACUGAUUUUGUACUGUUGCUGUUUUUUCAAUUUCUAAAAUUUCUGUUGAAAUUUUCUUGCUGUUGCAAAAAAUAGAAAUCAAAUCAUUAUUGAAAUUUUUUAUUUUUGUUUAUCUGUAUUGAUUUCAGGUUUAGUGUGGUUACUUUAUGCUAUGUUUAGUCUCUUGUUAAUGGUGUUUUUGAUUGGGUUUAUCCUUUGAGAGCUGCUGUUAGUGUGGUCUGCAACAAGGUCUUGCGGAUUUUGAUGAUUGAUAAAUCUUUAUGUUGGCAUUUAAUAUUUGAUUUUCCUUUUACUAUUUAACUUGAGUUUGUAUUUUGAUAAGAUCAUAUGGAUUUGGCUGAGGACAUUUUAUGUAGUGUUUUAAAUUUGGAAAAUAUUUUAAUAUUUAUAUUAGACUAUAAUUAUAUUUUAGGAUGUUUAUUUAUAAUUCAUUUAUUAUUUUACUCUAAAAUGGUUCUUUCGAUUGAACCACCGGUUAGACCGGUUGGACCAAUGAAUCAGUAACUAGAGCGGUUUGAUGAUUGGUCCGGUUUUCAGAACGUUGGAUUUUUGUGGUUGAUUGUUACUGUUUUAAUACUUGAUUAUUGCUGUUUUAAGGUAGGUUUAAUACUUGAUUGAUGCUGUUUUAAUGUAGGUCUAAUAUUUGAUUGUUAUUCUUAUUUAAUUGUUUUAAUGUAGGUUGCUAAUUGAAAUUUUCCUAUUAGGUAGUUUUACAUAUUGAUUGUUGUUAUGUAUUUUCUAUUAAUUUAGGUUUAACACUUUUUAAUUGAUUAUUUUAUAUUUUUUAUACACAUGGGACCUAUUCAACCAAUGAUUUAUCGGUUGAAUUAGUAAACUAGUGAACUAGUAACCUGAACGGUUCGAUCACCAGUUCGGUUUUGACAAUUCACCUGGUUGUAAAUUUCCCUUUUUAUACCCAUUUGCAACAUUUAACGCUAAUAAUUAUUUUCACUUGUUGUAUAUCCUUCUUUAUCAGAAUACAGUUCCUGUCAACUGUAGCUGCUUUACAUAAGCACAAAUAUUGUGAGUCAGUAUACUGCAAAAUUAUUUGGGAAGAUAUAGCUACUGAAUGCUGAGAUAGCCUUACUUAGAAACUAUUGCUUUUGCAUAAUUGUUGUAAUUUCAAAUCAGAGUUUGAAUUUUUAGGUUUAUCAAUCAUUGGAACCUGAAAAUGUCACUUCUUAUCCCCUCAUCCUCUGCAGUCCCUUUACAAUUUUCUCAAUGGAAGACUUGUAAUGUAAACUCCCAGCAUAAAAUUGCAUAUGUUUCCUUCACCCCUUUUUGGAAUAAACUGGUUUCAAAUAGUAAAACCAGACAUUUAUAUACAAACUGUAGAAUUGAACCAAAUGUGCUGCAUAAGUAUACUGCUAAAUGCAAGGGACUUGAUGAUUUUGAGUCAUUUAUUGAUGAGUCUAUGGAUUGGGAUGAUGAUGAUGAAGUUGAAUCUACUGGGUCACCAUGGGAAGGUGCUGUUAUAUAUAAGAGAAACGCAUCAAUUUCACAUGUGGAGUACUGCACUACCUUGGAGAGUUUAGGUCUAGGAAAUCUUUCCACAGAUUUAUCGAAAAAUAGGGCUUCUGUCAUGGGAUUGCGGGUCACAAAAGCCGUGAAGGACUAUCCUAAUGGAACUCCUGUUCAGAUCUCAAUAGAUGUGAUUAGGAAGAAGAAAAAAUUGAGGCUUGAUGGGAUCAUAAAAACUGUCAUUGGUCUUCUUUGCAGUAGGUGUGGCAUGCCAUCUGCUGAGUGUAUAUUCUCCGAGUUCUCUCUUUUACUCACUGAAGAACCCAUUGAAGAACCAGAGACUAUUGAUCUGGGUGUUAUUUAUGGGGAAGACAUAUAUACAGCCUUUGGAAACAGUGGUGAGGAUGUUGAUGAGGACAAUGAUGCCCUAAUCGAUUUGGACGAUAGGCUGCAUUUUCCCCUGGAAGACAAAGAAAUCGACAUUUCAAAGAACAUAAGAGACAUGGUGCAUCUUGAGAUUACCAUGAAUUCAGUUUGUGAUCCUGGGUGCAAAGGCAUUUGCAUGAAAUGUGGCCAAAACUUAAACACCGACGAUUGUAAUUGUAACCAGGAGGAAGUGAAAGAUAAAAAAGGCUUUGGCCCUCUUGGAAAUUUAAAAGAGCAGAUGCAGUUGUAACAUAUAUACAGGUUCGUUAGGCUGAACCAUGUAAUAAUAUUUUUCAAAUAGAUAUUAAUGUGCUAGUCGGUACAGUGGUACACAACGAUAAAAGAGUAAUGAAUUUAAUUCUUAUACAGGCCAAAAUUAAUUCUCACACAAUAUUCGACAUUA